This is a messenger RNA of Eurypyga helias (sunbittern), 794 nucleotides long. It is a transcript of the gene DECR2, whose product is annotated as 2,4-dienoyl CoA reductase 2, peroxisomal. Gene Ontology annotation, molecular function: 2,4-dienoyl-CoA reductase (NADPH) activity. The record is from RefSeq and is a predicted model, not a curated record. The annotation marks the transcript as partial. NCBI's taxonomy places the organism in Eukaryota, Metazoa, Chordata, Aves, Eurypygiformes, Eurypygidae. Gene Ontology annotation, biological process: fatty acid catabolic process. The transcript has 6 exons.
AGCUCCGAGAUGACUGUGAGGAGCCAGCACUGUGUGGUCCAUCUCACCAGCCCCUUCUUUGCAGGCACGGCUGCCGGACGGUCAUUGCAAGCCGGAACCUGCAGCGAGUGUCGGAGGCCUCGAAAAAGCUGGUGGCAGCCACUGGCCAGCAGUGCCUGCCUCUGUCCAUAGAUGUCAGGCAGCCCCAAACCAUUGUGGCAGCAGUGGAUGAGGCACUGAAGGAGUUCAAGCAGAUUGACAUCCUUGUUAACGGUGCAGCAGGAAACUUUCUGUGCCCGGCCAGCGCCCUGUCCUUCAACGCCUUCAAGACCGUGGUAGAUAUCGACACCAUUGGCACCUUCAACACCUCCAAAGUCCUCUUUGAGAAAUAUUUCCGGGACCACGGUGGGGUCAUUGUUAACAUCACGGCAACCCUGAGCUACCGAGGGCAGGCCCUCCAGGUCCACGCUGGUACUGCUAAGGCUGCCAUAGAUGCCAUGACCCGUCACCUUGCUGUGGAGUGGGGACCCAACAACAUCCGAGUGAACAGCUUGGCACCGGGCCCCAUUACAGGCACCGAGGGCUACCGGCGGCUGGGUGGGAAAUUUGCCGAGGAAGCGAGCCACUUUGCCACGAUCCCCCUCCAGCGUGCAGGGAACAAGACGGAGAUUGCCCACAGCACACUGUACCUGGCGAGCCCCCUCUCCUCCUACGUGACAGGCACCACCCUGGUCGUGGAUGGCGGGAGCUGGCUGACCUCUGCCAACAACUUCUCUGCCUUGCUGGGUAUUGCUUCAUCCUCUGCUAAGCUCUAG